This is a messenger RNA of Chenopodium quinoa (quinoa), 10147 nucleotides long. RefSeq names its product UDP-glucose 6-dehydrogenase 3-like. Lineage: Eukaryota; Viridiplantae; Streptophyta; Magnoliopsida; Caryophyllales; Amaranthaceae. Gene Ontology annotation, molecular function: NAD binding; UDP-glucose 6-dehydrogenase activity. The coding region runs from base 462 to 1817 and encodes 451 amino acids. The transcript has 7 exons. The record is from RefSeq and is a predicted model, not a curated record. Gene Ontology annotation, cellular component: nucleus; cytosol. Gene Ontology annotation, biological process: glycosaminoglycan biosynthetic process.
CCUCUCCACUUUUGUCAAAUAUACUUCCUCGGAGAACAGGGCCGUCGAAAAAAACAGGCCCAUAGUCUCUUUUGUCGAGCACACCACGAAAGGAGAAGGAGAGAGAGAGAGACAGAGACAGAGGAAGAAGGGACCGGCGGCCGCCCAAUCACUGUCAACACCAACCUAACCCCUUUAAUUAUCCAUCAAUUUGCUACUGUUUACUCUUAAAAAUGAGCGAUCGUGAAAAUUUUUCUGCUAGUCAAGAGGAGUUCUCUUCUCAUGAACAUGAUGAUGAUGUUACGGAUUCUAUGGAUGAUGAUGCUGAUAAUGGGGAGGUUCCUGUUGAACGUGAUGAUUAUGUUACGGAUUCUAUGGAUGAUGAUGCUGAUAAUGGGGAGGUUCCUGUUGAAGAAGUUCUACAUCUUGAUGAUGUUUAGAGAAUUUGUUGUAUUGGAGCUGGAAGAGUGGGAGUUUUGUCAAUGGCUGUUCUUUCGCACCACUGGCUAAAUAAGACAUUCGUUGUGGUUGACAGGGAUAUAGAUCUCAUCAAUAAUAUAAAUGGUGUUAACGAAGAGAAUGAAAGAUUGAUGUUGUUUUCAGAACCUGGUAUGGAUGAUUUACUGGAUGAAGCUAUGCAUGUUAAUUAUAAUUUGGUAUUUAGCUCCAAUAUUGCUGCUAAGCUUGACCUUUGUCGGGUGAUAUUUAUUGCGGUUAAUAUACCGUUAAAAGAACAGCCCAGACAGGUAAAGAGUGAUUUUGAUGUCCAAAAUUGGGAAGAUGCGACCAGAGCUAUAUUGGAUUCAAUUGGCAGGGAACCAGUAUUGCGAUCUAGGUAUGUGGUUGUAAAGUCCACACUUCCAAUAGACUAUAAGAGGAACAUUCAUGAUCGUUUCUCUGAGUACAACAACUUCAACUAUCUUCAUAUCAUUACCAACCCAGAAUUUUUCUCCGAAGGCACGGUUGUUGAUGAUCUGUCAUAUCCUCAUAAAAUAGUGUUAGAAGAGUUUUUUAAUGGUGGUCGAGAAUUCUUUAGGGAUUUAUACUUGCCAGUGGUGGAGCAUGAUUAUGAUAGGAUUGAAAUGGUUACUUCCCUUUCUUCUGUUGAACUAGGUAAACUUUUGUCUAAUGCAUCAAUUUCAGCUCAACUAACUAUUAUGAAUAUCGGGUCUACCAUUUGCGGAAAGGUUGGUGCUAAUUUUGAUGAUGUGAAGAGAAGUUUUACGGCCAACCCUAGGGUUGAUGCUUUUUUUGUCGAUUCAAGACCGGGUUACGGAGGAUUAGGCUUGAACAAAGAUGUGUCCUAUCUUUCAUAUUUAUGUGAUUAUAUUGGAUUGAAGGAAGAGAUGGAACUUUUUAAUAAGUUAAUUAAAUUAAGAAGGAAGAAAAUGGAUGAUUUGGUGAAAACAAUUUUAUCCAUGAUAGGAUCUUCAAAGAGAAUAGCUAUCUAUGGUUUCUCCAACAAAGUUGAUACCGAUGAUAUUCGCGAGUCUCCGGCCAUUUACAUUUGCAAAGCAUUGUUGAAAGCUCGUGAUGUUCAUUUGGUGGUUUAUGAUCCUGCUGUUCCUGAUGAAAAUAUCAUCUCAUCAUUCUCUGAUAAAGCUAAAAAUCGAGUUCAUGUUGCUGCAAAUGCGUCUGCCGCUUGGACUAACACACAAGCUAUGGUUUUUCUGGUUGAAUGGAUGGAGUUUAAAACGAUGUUGCAGCAAGAAAUUCAUCAAAUUCUCCUUGCCAUGAGAAGAACAAAAUUUAUUUUUGAUUGCUGUGAUUUGUUUGACAACACCGUUAUUAUUCCAAAUACUCAUUUUAAACUCUAUAAGCUUGGAAAGCCUAUUUAGACUUGCAAUUGUUGACUUAUUCAGUUGAAGUGUAAUGGGAGUUUGAUUUAGUUAUAUAUGUCAAUCUCUUGGUUUUUAUGGUUAAUUUUUUAGGCUAUUAAUCUAUAUUUAAAUUUAUCAUAUUUACUAAUGUAUUUGAGAUAUUGCAUUUACAAUUAGAGAUUUAACUCUAAAUAUCUAUCUGCUUAUCUUUUUAUCUAUAAUCCAUGAAAAAAGUAAAAGUAGGUUGUGGAUUUUAUUUCUAAUUAGAAAGAGCUUUAAAGCAGAAGUUUUCAGGUGGUUAAUAAGCUAAAACCUCGAAAGGAUGAAGUGAUUUCUACUAUAAAAAUGGAACUCUAAGUUGAAAUAGUUUUACUGGUCCUAUUUUUAGUUGGCUGCCUUUGUUUUUUAUUUUUUUUUAUGUUAGGAAAUUAUGUUGCAUAAUUAGCAAUAGUUUCCUUCAUUUGACUGUGUGAUGAUGAUGUAUAUUUUAAUAUAUGUGCACUGUUCUAAUGUUUGCCCUUUACUAUACUUUUACCAAGUUUGUUGGCUUUCUGUUUUGUUCAUAAUUUGUUAGAGAUGUUCUGGAUUUGGGCAUUUCCCUUUGGUCGUUUGUGUUAUAAGGUUUUUGAAUGUUCAGAGUGGUGUGGUGGAUCUAUUUGGGAUUGUUCAAACCUCAUGGCAGUAUGAUGCAGUAAGUUGUUGCCAGAUUUUGUGUGAUUUAAUGUUUAGCUUUUAUUCCCUUGGGGAUUACAUAGAGGGAUUAGAGGGAAUGAUUUGUUAGCAAUUUUUUGCUUUCAAGCUCCUAUUUUUAUAAAAAAAAUUGUAGGGGGAGGGGAGGGGAGGGGGUGAUUUUCUAAGUGUUUUUUCCCAACCUACUUUAAGUAGUAGAUUUGCUAGUCGUUUGUUCACGAAUUUAUAGCUUUUGUUGUGCUUCAGGUUUUCCUUACCUUCUAUUCUGUUCUGCUGCUUUCUGCCUUUUGUUCCAAUUUGCAAGGCAUUAUAGUUGUUGAUUUGCUGAAUAGCCAAUCUCCUCCCUCUCUUUUAUGGCCUCUUGGAUCGAUUGAAUAUUUGAGGAAGGGCUAUUUAGAGAUUUUAUAUAGUUGUUAGUAGCUCAACUAUCUUAUUUAUGCUAUGCCUUCUUCUUUGCAGGUCAGCUACUAUUUAAAGACUAGUGUUGUUCUUUUCCAGAUUGUUUUUUUUUUAAAUUGUUUUUUAACCUAUUCUACGUAGUCAGAAACUUGCUGACAGGGAAUUCAAUGUGUGGUGGAUGAUUUGGGGGGGUUUUUCUAGUGUGGCAGUAGACUUUCUGCAGAACGUUGCUGAUGAAUACACCAAUACUCCGACGUUACUUUAUACGUUUGCAUUUCUAGUUCAUCAAUGAGCUCUAGAAGUCGAAAAAAGAACAUAUCUCGGGACCUUUAUGAUGCAGUUUCUUUUGCAAAACUAUCUCCUUUCUGCAAACUUAAUUGUACUGGUUGGUUUACCUUCUCUGGGUUGAAGUAAGUUUUGAUACUUUUUGACUAAUAUAACUUGUUGCAUUUGGGCUGACUUGUAGCUUAUAUUGUAUCGUUCCCUUUUUGUUUCUAUAACCCUUCUUUGUGAAGGCAAUAUUUUAACACAUCUUGUGAAUGAUAAUAAGCCUUUCCACUACAGUUCAAUCUAUGCUUUUGCUCUUCACACAUCAGCCUGCCCUUUCUCAUGGACUUGCUUCGGCCCACUGCAACUUCUGGCUGCUGGUGUAUUGGAUAUCAGUAGCAUUACACAUAUGUUAUCUGGCCACCCUCAGCAAAAUAUGGUUGCCAUAUUAGAUGUUAUCAUGCCAGUAACCGCUAUUGGUAUUUCCUAAUUCAAUUGUCUUGGCUUAGUGUCUUAUAAUUAUGUCUUCUCAUGGUGCUCAGGGGAACCUGGUCAGGAACAGUUAUUGGGUAAAUUGCAGCUGUUGACUCUAGAAUAAUCAGAGGACGUGGAAGACGUGCAUUCUGUAGAAACAUUGGUGAUUGGAGCUCUUACAUCAGGUACUGUGUAUCUGCAUAUGCUUGUUUUAUGGUGUAAACCAAAUAUGUUGAUAUUCACCACGUUCAUAGAUAAUGAUCAUCAUUUUUGUGUGUUAUUUACAUCACCUUGGAUUUAAGGAUGUUACAUGGCUUGUCCCAAGUACAAUUGUGCUACUUGCAACCUGAGCACCUCAUGCCAUUAUAUUAGGUCUUGCAUCACCUUAAAUUAAAGGAUGUUACAUGGCCUGACCUAAUUUCCUGUAGUAUUCUAUCCGUAUAUUUGUACUCAGCAUUGAUAAAAGUGAUUCAUGGUUUUCAUGUUUAGUAUCUGUUGCAUCUUUACGAUAGGCGGUUAUUAGCUGUGAUUAUUUUGUUUAAGUUUUUUUUUUUUGCUCCAUGGUCAUUUGACUUAUUAAAUGAGUCCGUUUAGUGUUUGCUGUGUUAUGCAGUGCUGAUUUGUUUUGUUAGGAAUCUAUCAUAUGCUUUGGUUGUUUCAUCAUUACAUGGUAUGUAAGAAUGGUGAAUUAAACUUGAUGUUUUUAGGAUUCUACUCAGGAUCUUUACUGUGUAAGGCUUGUGCUUGUAGACCACACUGCUCCUUUUCAAGGCCUUUAUUAUUUUUGGUGCUUAAGUGGCAGGUAAAUUACUUACAUUUAUGUGCACUUUUUAUUAGGUCGGUCUUAAGUAAUAAUGGAUAUAACUAUGUGCAAGGAAUUAAUAUUAGGGGAAGGGUAUGUUAGUCAUAGCCUAUUAAUAGUAGCUUGGGGAAUAAGUUAGAGUUUGUUAUGAGAGUUUUUCUAUAUAUAGGCCUCAUUAGGAGGAAUAAUCAUCAUGUUGAAUAUUGUGAGGAUUCUUAUCGGGAGAGAAUGAGCCUCUCGAAAGCUCAUGUUAGGAGAGCAUCCACCUCUCGAAAGUGGAAUUAUCGUUCUAUUAAUGUAAUUCACCUAUUAUCAAUAUAAUCAGCAUUGUUCUUCCCUAAUCUUUGCCAUAAUUAGAGUUGUAAUCUUGUCAGAAACCAUGCUAAUUCCUAGCACUAUGCUGAUAGAAGUAAUAUUUGAGCCUAAAUAAAGUUGGGUAAAAUGACUUUUGAUACAUUUGGUUUAAACAUGUGUCUGAACUACCUAUCAGUGGAUUAAACAAAUACAUGCACUUGCAUAUAAGCUUAAAAUAAGCUUUAAAUGAUAAGUCCUGUGUUGUCUUUAUAAUUAAAAGAUUAACCAAGGUUCACAUGCAGCCAGUUGGGCAAAAACCUAGAUUAACAAAGAGACAUCUAUUAUCUCUCUUAUAUUAGUUAUUUGUGCAUGGCGGUUUUGUUUGCUAUUAGAGCUCAGAUAUGAAAACAUCAAGGUCAAUAUUUUUCAUAUAAAAGGUUUUAUAGAGCCCGCAUUUAAUCAGUCUAGCCAAUUAUUGUAAUAAUAUUUGUCUAUUGCAAUAACCCUUUUCGGUAUCAGUCAGGCUAGGCUGUUAUCCAUAGUGGCUUGUUAUAGCAGCACUUCCACAAUGAUGGACUAUGUAAAACAUUAAAUUUAUGCUAUUUCAUUGUUCAACUUGUAACAGAACCCUAUGAACAGCUAGUCAUAACCAGGUGUGAAACUAAAAAUAAAAUAGUUGUGUUAGGCUUUGAAAUGAAAAUUAAAAUUUUUGUGAUCUCGAGAUUACAAAUCUAUACACCUUCUAUAAAUAUGAGAAAAUUGUUACUGUUGAAUGAAUAUUGAUGAGACAUUUUGGCCCUUCUUUCCACAUCGGUUCCUUAUUGCCUUUUUUUGCUUGUCACGUGGACGUUGUUUGGGAUUAGUACUUUUUCUCUCUCUCCUCCAUUGAAGCACGCUGAAGCAUUCUCUCCAUUAAAACAGCUUUUUGAAGUAGAUGGUUAUCCUUCUUUAUAGUCAUCAAAUAUCUUCUCUCCUUCUGAUUCACUUUCUCUCUCCUCUGAAAUCAAAUUGUACCAGAAAUUCAGCAUCAAUUUGACCUAGGUUUUUAAGUUUAGGUGAUGAAAUUGCAGAUGAUGCUUGGGUUUUCUAUCUCCUUUCAUCAACACUGCUUCUUCUUCAAUUCAAUCUCUACAGUACUAUGAGGAACACUUUGACGAUACUUUUGUUAUCAGGUAUGAAUAUAUGAUGAUACUUAUGAAUACAUAGUUUUCAGCUUACAUGUAUUCACCAUACAAAUUUUACCCACUUCCUGAAAACCCUAUUUGAAAGCUCUAUUUCCUUAAUUGCCCAGAUUAUUGCGCAUAACCCUUUUUUUGUUUUAUUUUAUGUGUUUUAAGAUUUGAGUUACUAGGAUGAAGGACAAAUCAUCGAAAUUGCCAUCAGCAUCACCUUUUAAAUUGGCAAGUUGUUUGAUCUUGAUGUUUCUUGGGAUAAGUUUAACUUUCUUGUCUUUGAGAUUAUUUCUCCUUUUAAAUUUCUUUUAUUUUUAGGAAAAUUAUUCUUGAAUUCGUAUUGAUGCCCUACAACUGGGUUUGUUAGUUAAGUUUGACAUCAAUAUGAUUGAUUUAGGAUUAUGUAGAAGAUUGUAGUCCAUCUUAAUUAGUGGGAUUUAUUGGAGUUUUCGCCAAUUUUCCAAAUUAAUGAGAUUUAUUGCAAGGUAUAAUUGAAUGAGAUUUAUUGCAAGGUAUAAUUGAUUUUAAUUGGUGAGGGAAUCACUUCAACGAGAGGGGGUGAACUAAUGUUAGGGUGAAAGGGCAACAUAUAGGAUAACAUGCAGAGAGGAGGGAGAAAAUAUGUAGAGUACUUCAAAAGACCAUUAUAGUGUGAGGUAAAGAUAUGCACUUUCACCGGUCCAUAGGCUCCAUACUUAUGUUGUAAACUUGGAAUGUCGAGUGUUACAUGGAUACUCAAGUAGGGGUGAAAGUUCGGUUUGCGGUUUGUAUUAUGGCCAAAACCGAAUCCAAUUCGAAUUAAUUCGGUUUUGGAUUUCUCAAACCGAAUCUAAACCAAAUUGAGAUUUGGUCCAAUCCAAACCGAACCUAACCAGAUUAAUUCGGUUUUCAUAAUUAGAUUCCAAUCCAAACCGAAAUUUGUCCCUCCUUUUGCAACAUUCGAUCUCGAAACCCGAACUUCACCUAGAAAAUUCCUGCAAUUAUUUAACUUUUUCUCGUUGAGUACAUUCGUAUGACUCCAUUUCCCAUUUUCACCACCACUCAAUCUUUCAUCAACCUUCCUUUCUCUCUCAUCAAUGGCAGGCAAUUGAUCUGAUCACAACAUGUUUCUCUCUCCUAAAUUUGGGUUUCAAAAUUAAUUGACUGUGUCCAUAUAUUUUCAGGUUCUUGGUACUCCUACUAGAGAAGAAAUUCGAUGAUGAAUCCCAACUAUAUUGAUUUUAGGUUUCCACAGAUUAAAGCUCACCCUUGGCACAAGGUUAUUCCUAAAUGAAUGCCUCCUGAAUGAAUGCCUCCUGAAGCCAUCAAUCUUGCUUCAGGACUACAGUAUUCACCCAAUCUUUGUUGCACUGCACUUGCAGUUGGAAGCAUGUGUUCAUCCUUUCUUUGAUGAGCUUCGUGAUCCCAAUACUCGCCUUCCAAACGGUCGCCCACUGCCACCUCUUUUCAAUUUCAAGCAAGAAGUAAGAUGUAUAUACUGAGGGUUUCAAUGGUAUCUAUCAGAGCAGCUUUGAAGCUCCAACAUGGCGGUGUCAAGGUCUAUUAUUGGGACCUUGACAAUGAAAUGGCCCUGAUAAUUAUAUUUUCUAUUCAUUUGCAUCUUCUUCUGCUAACUUAUAUCUUAACAACCUGAAGCAUGGGAACUACGGGCUACUGACGAGGUGCAAGGUUGAGGAAUGACUUCCGAGGCAUUGAAGUAUGAAUGAUCUCUUAGGUUCUUACUCUCCUUGAUUACUCUAUGUAUUUGGUUGCCUGAUUGGAUGCGUUGGAAGGAACUCAUUAAAUCAUCUUUGCAGAAUUGGUGCUGUCGCUCUCUAUGAUGUUCUUUAGAAAAGGGCAGGGGUUGGCAACUUGGCAAGUAGUAAAAAGAAAAAUAUAUUUUUAAAAGCCUUACAAAGAAGAGUGGGUUGAAGAAAGAAAGAAGGGGGGAAGGAACAAGAGGGGGAUGAAUAAAAGAUGGGAUAGUGGUAAAGACCAAUUUUAACACCUUUAGGAUACUUUUAAAUUUGCAAAGCCUUAAAAGACGAGUUUGAGGAUGAUGGAGGAAGAGGAGGGCGAGAAUAUAAGUUCACCAUUUUUAAAGUGUAGUUGAGGAAGAGAUAUGGAGCACUUUUAGAGAGAGAGAGAGUGAAAGGGAGGGGAGUAAGUACAACCUAUAAUUUUCAAAGCCAUUUAAAGGAGGGAACAUGGAGAAGAAGGAUUUGGCAUUUUAUUGGGUAACAUGGUACAAAUCAAAGUUGGGUUGAGUAUAGUUCGCAUUGAGAUCAAUUAGAAUUUUCAGAAAUUAGUUUAGAUCGAUGAAAUCGAUUGGAACAGCCAAAUUUACUUUAAAUUGCUAAAGAUUAGUUAUGAUCAAUUGAAUUUAGUUUUACAGUUUGGUACGAAUCAGAGUUGGCUUGAAUUAAAGUAUGUAGAAGAGAGCAAGACCUGUUGUGUGAAGCUGAUGCUGCCCCGUUGCUUCUGUUUUGAUUUAACUCUGCAUGUCCCAUCAAGUCAGCCAACUUCAUUUUUUAUAAUCACGUUAACAAAAGUAAUCUGUUAGGGUUACCUUUGGGCUCUUGUAAUUUGUCCUUGUUAGUUUGGUCAAGGGCGGUGUUGUGGGUUGGUGUUUUGGGUAAACAGCCGCAUAAGAACAGGGAUUCAGUGGGCUAAAUGUAAGAUCUUUGGGAAGUCUCAAACAAAUAAUUAUGAAACUACCCAUUUUGCUUUUAAAUUUGCGAUUUAUACUGGUUGGAUUAUAAAUGCACUCUUUUUACCAAAAAAAAAAAAAAAAAAAAAAACUAUACUCUGCGUGAUGCUGAAAUUGGCCUUAUUAUCUUUUCGUCUACUGGGAAGCUCUUUGAAUAAUCCAAUUCAAGGUCCCUCUUUCUUUCUGUCUUCUUCUUUAAACAUUAUUCUUGGUUUUUUUGCUCCUUUAGGUCUUGAUCUGAUGAAUAGUGACUAAGAUUGUGUGAUUACCUUGUGACUUUUUAUACGAUAUCUUAGAAUUAAUUAGAAUUAAAAUUUAUAAAAUUUUGAAGUUAUUUUUCUGUUAGAUCCAAUCUUUGGUUAGUAAAUUUGUUAGUGUUUGCUAAUUGAUUUCAGAGAUCUUGCUUGCUACACCUGCAAUUAGGCCUAAAAAAAUAUAGCUUAUGAAACAGUUGUGUCUGAACCACCAAGAUAAUAAUCAUAAAUUAUUAGAGGGGGGAAGCUUUUCAGCUUAUUGAUAUUCUUCUGAGAAGUUAAAUUGGCGGAUAUGAUCAACAUGGAGCAGUAUAUGUAUUUGUUUAAUAAUUAGAAGAGUUGACCUUUAAAGUGGUUGUUAGCUCUUUGUUUACCUUUCCAGUACCGGUCCUUGUAUUUGCUCUGGAUUUAUAUUUGCUUGCAAUGUUAUUCAAAAUUCCUGUAGCUGUAUUUGCUGUCAGUUUAGCUUGCAAAUGUUUGUUGAAGCCGAGUCUUCAACUAAUGCCUGUAUGUUAGCCAAUUGAAAAUUAUAUAUACCUGUAUGACUUAUGAAGAUUAAUUGAUAAAUUCUAUACUAAUUAUGGGCUAAAUAUCUGUGCAAUUUUGAGGUCAUUAAGGAACUUCAAUGAUGUUAACAUCGAUUCGUUGUGAAAGUUGAUUUUCCGCUCUGUACAUCAUUCUGUAGUACUUUUAUUUCAGUUUUCAGUUUUAAUAUAAAGAUACCAUGUCAUGUUACAUUGAUAUGCUUUCCUUGUGAUACUUUCAUCAAGUGGGAUUGUGGGUUUUUGGAGGAGCUUUGCAAGUUGAUGCAGUCACUGCUGCAAUUCUUGGAUUAUCUGUGCAGCUCAUUACUGGUGUUGUCACCUAGAAAGAAUGCUUAUUUGAGUCAGUUGCUUGGGAUACCCUUACAUAGUUUGCUGCACUUAUUGCCUGGUUAUUUCAACAAGUAUGGGCUCAUUUCCUGGUUCUGGGAAACCAUGGUCAAGAUUACAACAGAACGAAUAAAGGAUGAAUAAGUAUUGCCUGACAACGAAAAUGUUUUUUUGAAAUCCGGAAGCAAAUAGUUCUUCAGAAGGCUAAAAAAUUUCUUUAAUCUUAAAACCAGAAAUUUUGUAUUAACUUUGAAUUCUACUUGUAAAGGCCCUCUUAGUUACAUUAAAUGUAACAAGCAAGAUAAAUCUUACACUAUCUAUACUUUUAUAUAACUAUUUAUUUGGGUAUUCAGUUUGAGUUCAUUUUGUGUUAUACUGAGUUGUUACCCUUUCACGCAUAGGUUGGGUUCAAUUUUAUCAAUUUUGGGUCGGGUU